Messenger RNA from Spirometra erinaceieuropaei, 9013 nucleotides. Lineage: Eukaryota; Metazoa; Platyhelminthes; Cestoda; Diphyllobothriidea; Diphyllobothriidae. The record is from the annotation of a GenBank genome assembly.
AUGCCGGCAUUUGAAUUAAAAUUUUUGUCCACGUUUUUCUCGGCAUGGCUGGGAAAAGGCGAAACUAGGAGCAUAAGCAGCGCCAUUCUCGUGCACGUUAUCGAUUCCGGACAGUGUGUAGACCCCAAUGAGGCAUUUCGUGUGAUCUAUAAGGUCCCAUCCAGCUAUCCUAAACCACUGGAACAGCACCUGUUAUCAACAGCAGAGACGGCCGCCAUCAGGUUACUAAAACCGACCCUAUGCGCCCAGAAGAACCACGCUCAGGCUCCGCGCCUACAGUGGUCGACGGUCGACUAACGCUACAACUCCCCCGCGCCCUCCCGCUCUCACCCCGCCCCUGACACUGACUGCUAUUACCCCCCCCCCUCUCCCACACCCAGCCUGUGUUUUAAGGCGAACUUUAAUCGACUUACGAUAUCAGUGAAGUGUUUUUACCUCUACCCCUUCCCAUAUAAUUGUACUGGCCCGACGAGAAUUUACCGAAAGCUACGUAUGCUCGCCACCUCGUCUUCUGAGAAUCGAUUUUAUAAGAGCAUCGGAAACCAAUGAGGAAAUUUCAUCCUACUUAAGCAGUCAUUUUUGCAGUUUUUAGCUUUCGCAGGCGGCCGAGUGUAAACUCAUUCAAAAGUCGGCAUCCUGGCGUGACUGAAAUAUCUUAGGGUUAUGCUGCACUAUAAUCAAUAUCACGACCCGAUUUAAGUAAUAUUGUUGAGUCGAAAACAUAUUACAGAAUCUCGGUUAACAUUUUCUGUGAUAAUACAUCUACUAUAGGCUCAUCUUUCGUGACUUUCAGCACCUACUGUUUGCCGCAUUCAUUCGUAUGUUGUCGAAUGUAGUACAACAAAUUUUUUACACUUUUUGAACUCACCUGAAGAAUCUCCUUCGAGGAGAUCGUCUGCAGUCUACUGAAUCUUCGUCUCCUGAUGCAACUGGUCGGUGAACUGUCCUUGGCCAAUAUUUCUGCCAUUCCUGAGUCCGUCCAUCGCCUGGUGGCCGUCUACCCAGACGCCGUUUUGAACAGCUCAGAAGGUCAGGACGAUGAUCUUGAGGUACCGAUCACCGACUGCGCCUCACGCUACGGUACGCUUUCUGGUCCCCACUCUCUUUCCUUUAGUGCCACCUUCAGAAGCUGGGGUCUGUUAGGUUAUAACGGCACCCAUCACCAUGUUAACUUCUGUUAUCUAUCAUCUACUUAUUUCAACUUUUGUUUAUGUCUGCUUUCUUCGGAAAUCAGGAUAGGGACUAGAACUGUAGCAUUGCUGACUUUUGAUGAAUGUUGGUCAUGAUGGUUUCACAGCGAUUACAGAGGCCAAGAUACUACUUAUUCUCUAUUAGUUGCACGCAGACAACGUGUUCGGGAAUACUUCAGACAAGUUAUUUCUUCAUAGACCCUAAUCGCUUGAAGGAAAUCCCGAUAGGUCGUGCCCUAAGCUCGACUUCCGCUCUUUUUGUUUAACUUUCUCCUGUAUCAUGCGCAAUCCCCUGGAGGUCUUUGUGUCCUCUCUUAUUUAUUUACUGAUCUGUCCUUUCUUACCGAAUCUGCCUCUUCUUGCAGGGCUUGUCCAAUGCGCCUCCCUGGGAACGCGUCUUCGCCUCAUGAAUUGCCUCUGCGCCACCUACUCGGCCUGUUUUGACUUUGACCAGUGCUCCGAGUUGAAGAUCAUCUUCCAACGCUUGCUAAACCUGCCCUUCGCCGCCAACCUCUAUCAACAGGUAACCCUUUUGCUAAUAAAAACGAAGAUGCGAGUUGCAGGAAGUAUUCGCAAGGAGGGAGACACGAUCGCUGGAACAAGAGCGUGUGGGAAUCGAUACUCUUGAACGGCAAAUAAACGCAUCGCAACUGCAUACUUCAACACCUGGCCAGUCGAGCCGUGAUGCACUUGGGAACUACCAACUGUGAUAGGCAUGUAGCGGCCUAGCAACCUCAUCCUAUAAAUAAUGCAGCGCCAAAGCAAUUUAGCGCCCUUAUCUGACUCUGAUGAUGGAUUCGAGUGAGAAUCCGAAACGUCAGGCUAAUAAAGCUCUUGUUCCAGCGAUCGUGUCUCCUUCCCCGCAGGUAACCCUCAGAUUGAUUCGUUAAUUUGAUUAGCAGACCUUGUUCUUCCAGAAUUCCUAAACCACCUACAGUGAGUGACCGAUCUGAAAUUCUGAAAUGCGUUUUCGAUUAGGAAGGAGUACUUAGGCGCGGUUGUAAUACUGAUUAUCUUGCGACGUAAUCCUAUGAUAUUUCGGACUCGUCAGGAUGUCAGCAUUUGAAUGCACUGCUAUUCAAUCUUCUGUAUAAACUGUACUGGGCAAAAAAUGACUACUUAUGUUUCAUGCAUUUUCCCGUUGAUUUUCGAUGGUCUGGCAAAUUCAAAUAUAUGUUAUAGAAACCAUAAACAAAAUAUGCUUUCUUUCAGUCGUUUGAUAGAGAAUCACGUCUUCUUUAUAUUUUCUGCUCAAAGAAGGAGUAUGAUUAGGUUUUAAAAAAGUUUUCUAAUUCCCGAAUAAUCAGGAGCCCGAUCAUUCGUUCCAUUGUGACUUCAGUCUACAAGGUGCAUGCGUUCCGAGUAAAGAACAUCACAUAUUUUUCUAUCCCUUUAAAAAGAUACCAUGCAGGGUCCAUAGAACUUUACAAUGGAUGCGGUCUAUGUUGUACAUUUCAUGAGGAGCAGUCGUAAACGGCCAGGUACGAUGUUGUGUGAAUGGACAUUCCGUGGUCUUAUAAAAUCUCAUAAUUAGAAACUUUUUAAAACCUAAUUAUACUCCUCCGAGUAAAAAAUAUAAAGAAGACGUGAUUAUCUAUCGAACGACUAAAAGAAACAAUAUUUUCAUUCGUGUUUUUUAUAAAAUAUUUUUGAAUUUGCAAGACCAUCGAAAAUAAAUGGGAAAGAUGCAUGCUACAUAAGUAGUCAUUUUUGCCGAGUACGGUUUCUACAGCAGAUUGAAAAGAAGUGCAUUCAAAGGCCGACAUACUGCCGAGUCCGGAAUACUAUAGAAUUAGGCCGCAAGAUAAUCUAUACUACAACCGCGCCCAAGCAAACCUUCCCAAUCAAAAACACAUUUCAGAAUUUCAGCCAACAUUUCAUUAGAUCGGUCACUCACUGUAAUUAAGUAACGAGGAUUGUCACUGCCACGAGGACGCUGUUGUGAGUCGUGCGUUUGCCCGCCCGUGGUGAAGUGAACUUGCGCAGUCCUACGUCACUCUCCGUCUCACUUCAAUGCCCAAACAAGCCCCAGCACCUGAGACGACUGUGUGUGUGUGAAGUCGCUGACGAGGUUAACCGCACUUUUACGCGAACCACACAUGUGCUGGCCUCGGCCAGGAAAACUGCCCUAGGGGCUGCAUUAAAAGGCCAUAUCAGUGCGCGGGAGCACCAAGUUGCCGCGGCAGUUGGGCGCUUUCUAAAUCACAUCCAACUUAAACCGUGUCAGUCACACUUUGGCCCCUUCUGUCCUGUUGACGGUAAGUCCGGACCCAGCAUACUGGAAGUAAGAUUUGAUAAAGUGCUUGACGAGGCCUGAAGCCUCUGUCCAACCUGUGCCACACACAAACGUCCGCAUAUGGUGGCUCACCCGUAACUACUAAUGUUGACAACCACAGUGAAAUCGGCGAUGCUACAACGUCUUUUUCGCCUUUGCUCUCGCAGAGCAAGGAUUAACUACUGUAGGCGCUUCGAACUUUAUGAAGCCUUGCAAGGACCUUUCCAGGAGCGUAAAAUUAGCUGCCACAGAGCACAAUUGAAACAAGCUUUACUGAAGACCCGUGAAUAGGGGUUUGUAUCGCAACCACUUCCUAUGGGGGUCAGCAAUGGUACUGACGUGGUAGGGUCUGAAGCUCCUGUCUCACGUGUUCAUGCCUGAUCUACACGCUCUCGAUGAUGUCGCGAAUUGCACCUUUCCACCCGUGGCAAUAUGCGGUGGUGGUGGGUCGGAAGAGCCCGACCCUUUCUCUUUUCCAUCGACGGAGACCGAAUUCUAAUGAUUCAAGAAACCACCAGUUAUUUAUUUGCCUGUGCUUGCGCAUCUACUUUAUAUUUUUUUUUAUUUUUCUAAGUCCCUGCAACGAAUAACGCGAAAGAUUGGCCUGACCGACAGAAAGGCCAGAUUAUGACACGGCGCUCCCCAACGGGGCUGCGGAGAGUCCACAUGGGGAAGAUGUGGUGGCACGCCUAGGUUCAGGAUCCCGCCACGCCAACCAUGUGCGCCCAGUCCCAGCUGACCGGCUCGGGCAGCGGACUGGUACGUGGAGAGGGAAGGGGCUGAGGUCGACUCCGGGACCUCUGUCCCCACUGUGUUUCAGCGCAUAUGUCUCGCCUUAAACAAUCUGAUGCGCUUGGAGGAGACACGAUCGUUGGGACAAGAGCUUUAUUAGCUUGACGUCUCGGAUUCCUGCUCGAACCCUUAAUGAGAGACAAAAGCAAUCCAGUCCAUUAAAAAGUGCAGUGAUGUCCCCCUUCCAUACUCGGUGCUGAGACUUUGCCUAGGUGGGCUAAUUAGCCACGCGGGGAGCGCACAGGUGAACACUUAUACCAACACCAGAAUCGGUGGAUCAGAUGGUCGAGCAAUCAUCACACCAACAUCCAGCGCACGUGAUGAGAUUGCAGCAAUUAACGACGCGAAUGUCGGCCAUCGAACAAUUAGCACACCAAGUGCAACGAUCCCGGAUGAAGAGAGGAGCCGUGAAUAUUUAUAGGUAUGCGGUGGCAUGGCGACUACAUCCUAUAAAUACUGCAGCCCCUUAUGCAUGAACCAGCCGUAUCUGCUUUUAUCUCUGAUGAUAGGUUUGAGCAGGAAUCUGAAACGUCAGGCUUAUAAAGCUCUUGUCCCAGCGAUCUUGUCUCCUUCUUCAAGACUGCUUCCUGGGACUCGUGUCUUCGCUUCUGUUAGCAAUCUGACGCGCUUUUAAACCACAAGGGUUUUCAAAGGCAUUGCCUAUUACCUUUUAAAUAUACUGACCUAAAAGCCGUGAUGGUUUGAAAGUCUGCCAACUGACUGGCGUACUUGGUACUCUUCACAGGUCCGACAGUUUGAUUGCAAUGGCCCCUUUCUUAGUACUGCAUUUUCACUCGGUCGGGAUCCCAGCCUCCGCCUUGUUUCUGUGAAAAUCUGAUCCUUCGAUCGCUGACCAAUUCGUCUGUGAACGCGCAGAUGGGCUGUUUGGCUUUCUCAGCCACUGCGCCUCCGGCCUUCCUGACUCUAUCUUGCUAGGGAGUCCGAGAGAAUGAGGGACGGAUGCUGUGCAAGACUUCCUCAUUCUAAUCUAAUUCACACGCAGGAUACCCUCCCCGCGCUGGGGGCAGACGUCGCACAUCGUCGUUCAUAACACUUGAACUGACGGUUUGUCUUUUUACACCCGUGGACUUUACCUCAGUACAUAUGGCCGACCGACACAGUGGACUUAUUGAAUCCGCCUGCUCCUCCUCUCUCUCUUUCUAGACCAAUCUCUCGUGCGCCCUCCUUCACUUAAUCCUCCUCCAAUUCACCAAGACCGGGGUCGAAGCCGAGGCCUGCGCCCAACUGAUGAGCUCUGUUCGUGCUGCCUAUUCCGCCUUUGAUGCCAGCGUCAGCAAGUUGCACCCCAGUCACUUUCGAUGCCUGCCAUUUGUCCAGCCCCCACAGACUGCUGCAUCUCCCCUGCCCUGGUUGAGGCAAUUCAUGUGUCCCCUGCCCAUCGUCGACAGCGAACGCACCCUCUGCAGCCUCCUCGCUGGUCUCGCAACCUACACGGCUCAGCUCUACCUUUUCCUCCUCCGGUCCGAGAACGGGGCUGCUUGUUCGGUGAGUGCGGUUUUGGGCGGGCUGUGCGAUGAGCGCGAGGCGGCUUAUGAAACAUUGUAUAUCUGCCCGCAAACGUAACUGACACUUUAGCGAUAGUGUGAUGCUAACAUGACUUCAUUUCACACUUGACUGGGCCUUUAGGUAGUAUUUAUUUCGGGAGUACGGUGUGACCAGCUGUCAUACUAAAUCAUACUACUAUUAGUACUACUUGUUUGUAGGAUGGGCAUUACGUGGUUAUCCCACAAUAGUUGAUUGUCUUCAACUCAAAUGUUCAUUUAAAUUUCUGUUUUGAUCCUAAAAAGUCAUGUCCCGGAGCAUUUACUCCAUAUCGUGCACUUAGUGAUUUCUGAAUUUAUUCGCUUGAUUAUUCUCUUGAAUUCAUAUGUCAGAAACCGCAUAGAGAACGCUGGGGAAUUUACUGAGAGGCCGGCCCCAUGCAGCUGUGUCACCCAGCGGCAGAAUAUCGACGAAACACGCGUCUGGUCUCUUAACUAGUAUCUAUGCUGGGAAUGCGCUAUAGUGUCCUUACAAUGGAUCGGUGUGCGCCCAUUCCUGAGUGAAUAAAUACCCGAUCUGCAGCAACAGAGAAUGGCAGGUGGCGAGGCACUGAUGAACUUCGGUUCGAUGAAGUGCUUAUAACCCAUCUGGUAGACCCCAGUGGUGGACCAGCUGCGCCAGGUGCGUUUGUACGCAUGUUUGUGUUUCUGGUACCAGCUGCUGGUGGUCAGGGUUAUGAUUGGCUGAAUGAAGGCAAACAAGCCCGAAACAGUGCUGUAUCAAUCUACUCCCCAGACUCUGUCGUCUCCCCUCUGAUAUAUACAUAUAUGUAUAUUUUAAUAAGAGGUGGUAUUUAUACGUAUGGUGUUCUACGCGGCUUUCCAUGCUGUCUGGAAUCAAAUACGAGUAUCGUCGACGUUUGAUUUUGCCUUUUUUAGAUUUCGAAAUCUCCAAUUCGUCGCAAUCACUCGGUCUCUGUCUCGGCUUCCUCUUACCUUUCUAAUGGCAAGCCCUCGGUGGCUAACGGUUCCGGUGGAUCUUUUGAGGUUAAUAUGUGUAAUUGUUCUCCUCUGCGUCCCUUUUUUCCUUGUUUUACGAAUGCAGAAUCAGUAGGUUACCUUUGGUUUAUUUGCCAACAAAUGUUGAGCCAUUCAACACGAAGUCAGGCAUCGCACAUUGUCUACACUUAUACGUGUAGUUUCGACAAAAUUUCGGCGGAAGAGUCGUUGGCGACAAUGCGCGAUCUAUGGAGUUCGAAUCAUGAUCCCAGGAAGAAAACUGAUAACAGCUGUAACGCGUUUUUAUAAAGCUAACUUACGUGGUAAGUGAUAGAUGCAGGCAUCAAGCAGAACCUGGAACCUGUGAGUGUUAUGUCAUAAAGGACUAUCAAAUGUGGGGGCAUGUGGAAGCAUAAAGGAGUUACUAAAAUUUAGGAUUUCGGGAUACAUUCCCCUCCCCUUUUGUGCUAAAUUUGGAGAACGUUCAUUACAUAAUGUGGUUCAUUAAGCAUGCGUAAAUGUUUAGAAAAUCAGAAACCGGCUCAAUGCAUCCAUUAAAACUCCCAGUUAGCAAUUGAUCACAAUAAAUUAAUGAGCAAAGCGAGUUUAAAAUAUGAUAUCAUGUUGGUAUAGCAGUUAGAGUGUCGUUCAACAAUCGCUCUAUGUGCACACAGCUCAGCUGUUUGAGGACUUAUCAGACCAUGUGAUAAUUUCCGACGACCGAAACCAAUACGGAGGACGAUUUUCCGCAUUAGUUUUAGCACCGGGCCUCUCACCUCGUUCAACAGGCCUCGUGAGGGGUAGUUGCUAGAACUAAUCCAAGUCUUCUCAAGAUCCUGUUUCGUAGCCGUACCUAUCAAGGGUUUGGGGUUAGGUUGGGCUUGUCUGCUGCACGUACGGCUACGAAAUAAGAUCCGACCCAAGUCUUUUUUAAUCGAGGCGAGUCAACUUCGCCAGCUCGCAUCUUUUGAGAUAAGCAACAUCCUCUACUCUAAAAGGGCGAAAUAAUACCCUAGCCAAAUUCGUCUGGUGAUUUGCACCUUUGCUACUAUUUAAAGUUUCAGUAGACCAAUCCAAGGGCGUUAGUAUUUCAGGAUGGGAAGAUCAAUUGUUCGAAAUAGCUUUCGCUUAGUUUUAUUGCGGAAACCGUCCAUCUGGGAGGCAUUGUCAAAAAUACGAUCUGUCCACGCUGGAGUAAAAUCCUGGCUGUGACUGGCUGAUUUCGAUAGCAGUAUCUGUCGAGGAGGUGGCCGCCACUAAGGGAAUUGAGAAUGCAGGACGCGUAGCUGGGUCGAAACACCACGCGACAGCCUACAUCCUACCGAGCCAUCUUAUCAUUGGCUCGGCCGAUUACUCUUGCCUUUUCAAAGGCGAAAUUAUGGUUCUGCUGUUUGACGUGGCCAUAAACCAUAGACAGCUUGUCCUUGCGGUUGAUUGCAAGCUGGUGUUCAUGCAAUCUUGUGCCCAGACGUUUGCCCGUUUCACCAACAUACCUUGCAUCACAGUUUUGGCAUGGUAUGCUGUAGACCACCGCUGAUUGUUCUGUCACUGGUAGCGGGUCUUUGGGCCUCAUUAUUUGCUGUCUGAUUGUUAACUCUGGCUGAAGCAAUCAAAACCAGCAGGAACAGUCAGCGCAUUACUCUGAUGAUGGAGACGAGAGGGUUUCCGAAACGUCAGUACAAAUAUAACUCGGUCCACGAACUCGCCCUAUCUACUUCUUCGUCUUCUUCGGGGGAUGAUGAACGCGAUGCAAUAUCUGGACCUCGAAUCUUUGCCCAUAUCGACUUAAUUUUGUAUACUUUUCCUUCCUGUAGGCCUCUAGCUUGGAUUGUGACGCGGCUGGCAAACCGAACAGGCGACUCUCCCAGAAGCUGGACUCCAUCCGUGAUCUCUUCCAUGUUAGGAGCAGCCAUUCCGCUGGCUCCCGCAAAGUCUCCAGUCCACCUUUGCGUCGCACCUCCGAUGCCUCCACUAGCACCCUCCGUCCCGACGAUCAGGGCAUGCAGGACGCUGAGGCACGUCGUUGUUGCACUGCCCAGCUGUUGGCCGCAAUGUCGGACAGCUUCCUGGCCUACGCCAACCCGGCUACUGGUGACCCCGCCGCACUGCAUGCCGUUUUCACCGAAAAUGUGGCCCGUCUGAUUGCAGUGGCGGACCACGUGUCUUUGCGACGGGCCCUGGCCAAUUGGUUUCUGCACAUAGUCAGUCCCAGUGUGGGUUCACCCGCCGUCUCUGCCGCGAGUGUUUCAUCCUAG